Messenger RNA from Lithohypha guttulata, 801 nucleotides. RefSeq lists its product as uncharacterized. The record is from RefSeq and is a predicted model, not a curated record. The transcript has a single exon. Lineage: Eukaryota; Fungi; Ascomycota; Eurotiomycetes; Chaetothyriales; Trichomeriaceae. Bases 1 to 801 code for a protein of 266 amino acids.
AUGGCUGCCCCAAACACAUACGCCGUUCUGGGAUCCACAGGCAAUUGCGGCAGCGCACUGAUCCAGAACUUGUUGGAGAGGCCCAAUGUGAAGGUGAACGCGUAUUGUCGCAACCGCAAUAAGCUCUUCCGCCUUCUGCCCGAGGUGGUUGACAACAAGCGAGUCAAGGUGUUUGAGGGCAACAUCAACGAUGCUCAACUCAUGGCAAACUGCGUCCGAGGAUGCAAAGUCGUCUACAUGACCGUUACGUCCAAUGACAACAUCCCCGGUUGCAGUCUCAGCGAAGACACUGCUCGGGCAGUCAUUGCUGGUCUCGAGAAGAUCAAGGCGGAAGGGAAAGCGGGAGUCGUCAUGCCUAAGGUCGUCCUGCUUUCUUCGGCGACCAUUGACGACCAUCUGGCUCGAAAGAUGCCAUGGUGGUUUCGCCCUAUUAUGCUUACGGCUGCUUCUUAUGUCUACGAUGAUCUCCGCCGGACUGAAAACUUUCUCCGCUCUCAUGCCGACUGGGUGACAACCAUCUUCAUCAAACCGGGCGGCUUGUCCAUCGACAUCAAGCGUGGCCACAGACUUAGUUUCGACGAGGAAGACACAUUCAUCUCCUACUACGACUUGGCAGGGGCAAUGAUGGAGGCUGGCGAUGAUCCCGAAGGUCGGUACGACAUGAGAAAUGUGGGGGUCAAGAAUUCGGGCAAGGAAGGGGCCAAGUUCCCUGCAGGCACACCCCAGUGUAUCCUUAUGGGUCUUGUUCGCCACUAUUUUCCAUUCAUGCAUCCAUAUCUGCCAGUCGGUGGACCAGCAUGA